Molecule: messenger RNA, 5619 nt
Organism: Myotis brandtii (Brandt's bat)
Lineage: Eukaryota; Metazoa; Chordata; Mammalia; Chiroptera; Vespertilionidae
Gene: CTTNBP2
Product: cortactin binding protein 2
Biological process (GO): regulation of synapse organization
Cellular component (GO): glutamatergic synapse
Molecular function (GO): protein binding
Source: RefSeq, a predicted model, not a curated record
UGGGAAGUUGAAAUGAUUGGAAAAAAGAGUUUGACGUGGACACCCUCAGUAAAUCAGAACUCCGUAUGCUCCUCAGCGUGAUGGAAGGGGAGCUGGAGGCCAGAGACCUGGUCAUCGAGGCCCUGCGGGCUCGCAGGAAGGAGGUGUUUGUCCAGGAACGCUAUGGAAGGUUUAAUUUAAAUGACCCGUUCCUGGCACUGCAGAGAGACUACGAAGCAGGUGCUGGCGAUAAAGAGAAGAAGCCAGUCUGUACCAACCCCCUCUCCAUCCUGGAAGCAGUCAUGGGCCACUGCAGAAAAAUGCAGGAAAGGAUGUCCGCACAGCUGGCUGCUGCUGAGAGCAGACAAAAGAAGCUGGAGAUGGAAAAGCUUCAGCUACAAGCCCUUGAGCAAGAGCACAAGAAGCUGGCCUCCCGCCUGGAGGAAGAGCGAGGCAAGAACAAGCAUGUGGUCCUGAUGCUGGUCAAGGAGUGCAAACAGCUCUCCGGCAAAGUCAUAGAUGAGGCCCAAAAGCUAGAAGAAGUAAUGGCCAAACUGGACGAAGAAAAGAAAAAGACCAGUGCAUUAGAAGAGGAACUCUCUGCUGAGAAACGAAGAAGCACAGAAAUGGAAGCUCAGAUGGAAAAACAGCUCUCUGAGUUUGACACUGAACGGGAACAGCUUCGUGCCAAGCUGCACCGAGAAGAAGCACACACCACUGACCUCAAAGAGGAGAUAGACAAGAUGAAGAAAAUGAUUGAGCAACUGAAAAGGGGAACUGACAGCAAACCAAGCCUCUCUCUCCCCCGGAAGGCGAAAGAUAGGCAUUUGGCCUCUAUAUCUGUGGGAACAGAAGGACCUAUGACACGAUCUGUUGCUUGCCAGACAGACCUACCGACAGAAGGCGCUGACCACGUGAAGAAGUUGUCCUUGACUGUGCCUGUAAAGCCUUCCACAGGGAGCCCCCGAGUUUCUGCAAGUGCAAAAGGGAAUGUGUGCACCAAUGCCACCUUGGUCAGACCGGGUAUUGACAGGCAGGCUUCCCAAGGUGACUUGAUUGGCUCCGCUCUACCCACUGUCUCAUCUCCAAGUGCAAAUAGAAUUGAAGAAAAUGGACCCAGCACUGGUUCAACACCAGAUUUAACAAGCACAACCCCACUUCCCAAUAACGCUGCCCCUCCCACCCUGCAAACACUAGGCACAGCUCCCCAGAGCUAUUCGCAAGCUCCGCCUGUGCACAGUUUACACUCACCGUGUGCCAACGCGUCUCUGCAUCCAAGUCUAAACCCACGCGUCCAAGCAGCUAGAUUUAGGUUCCAGGGCAAUGCUAAUGACCCAGACCAAAAUGGAAAUACCACCCAGAGUCCUCCAUCAAGAGAUGUCUCUCCUACAAGUCGUGAAAACCUAGUGGCCAAACAACUGGCUCGGAAUACUGUGACCCAAGCGCUGUCAAGAUUUACCGGCCCUCAAGCGGGAGCACCCCCAAGGCCUGGAGCGCCCCCGGUGGGGGAUGUUGGCACCUACCCUCCUGUUGGUCGGACCAGCGUAAAGACUCCCGGUGGAGCACGAGUUGACAGAGGCAACCCUCCUCCUAUCCCUCCAAAAAAGCCAGGGCUCUCCCAAGCUCCUUCUCCACCCCACCCCCAACUCAAAGUUGUUACGGAUAGCAGCAGGGCCUCCAGUGCUGGGGCCAAAGCGGAUAACAAAACUGUGGCUUCACCUCCUUCCAGUUUACCGCAAGGGAGCAGGGUCCUAAAUGAGGAGAAUCUCCCUAAAUCCUCCUCUCCUCAGCUGCCACCAAAACCGUCCAUAGAUUUAACUGUGGCACCGACAGCCCUGGCCACGUCUCAGAUUGCCCCUGUUUUUGCCACCCUGCUCACUGUAACUAGGAAGCACCAGAGCUCCCUCCAUCCUGCUUCUGAACCCAUCUGUGCCUGGAAAAUACACAAGGUAAAAUGUACCAGAGAGGAGCCUUCUUGCUGGUCACCCUCCCUAACCCCUUUGUUAAUGAGUGGUGGUCCUGCCCCCCUGGCUGGCAGGCCCACCCUUCUUCAGCAAGUUGCUGCCCAGGGAAAUGUCACUUUAUUAUCAAUGCUGCUUAAUGAAGAAGGACUGGACAUUAAUUACUCCUGUGAAGAUGGCCAUUCUGCCUUGUAUUCUGCUGCUAAGAAUGGACAUACAGAUUGUGUGAGAUUGCUGCUGAAUGCCGAAGCCCAAGUCAAUGCUGCUGAUAGAAAUGGCUUUACACCCUUGUGUACUGCAGCUGCUCAGGGACAUUUCAAGUGUGUAGAAUUACUAAUUGCAUAUGAUGCUAACAUUAAUCAUGCUGCUGAUGGAGGACAGACACCUCUAUACCUGGCCUGUAAAAAUGGAAAUAAAGAAUGCAUUAGACUCUUGUUGGAAGCUGGAACUGACCGAAGUGUAAAAACCAGAGAUGGCUGGACACCAGUUCACGCAGCUGUGGACACUGGUCAUGUGGACAGCCUCAAGCUUCUUAUGUACCACAGAGCACCAGCUUGUGGAAAUUCCUUGCAUGAGGAGGAGACCAAGUCAGAUCUCUUGGACUUGGAUGGAGAAGAAGAGAGUCCUGAAGGCACAGCCAAACCUGUUGUUUCUGCAGACCUCAUUAACCAUGCCGACACAGAAGGAUGGACUGCUGCCCAUAUUGCUGCUUCAAAGGGUUUUAAGAAUUGCCUAGAAAUUCUGUGUAGGCAUGGCGGGCUUGAGCCAGAAAGGAGAGAUAAGUGCGGUCGGACUGCACAUGAUGUGGCCACUGAUGACUGCAAGCAUCUGCUGGAGAAUCUGAAUGCUCUUAAAAUACCCUUAAGGAUUUCAGUGGGUGAGAUUCAACCAGGCAACUAUGGUUCCGAUGACUUUGAAUGUGAAAAUACAAUAGGUGCUCUAAGUAUCCGCAAACAGACAUCCUGGGAUGAUUUUUCAAAAGCAGUGAGUCGAGCUCUGACAAGUCAUUUCAAAGCCAUCUCUUCUGAUGGAUGGUGGAGUCUGGAAGAUGUGACGGACAAUAACACCACUAGCUCCAGCAUCGGCCUCAGUGCAAGCAGUGUGCAAUCCAUCAUGCUAGGAGAUGUGCCAUGGUCAGUGGGUCAGAGCCACACCCUGCCCCUGUGGGACUUCAUGAAAAAGAAUAAAGCAGAGCAAGUCACUGUGCUUUUGUCAGGUCCUCAGGAAGGCUGCCUCAGUAGUGUGACGUACACAUCUAUGAUCCCUCUUCAGAUGCUGCAGAACUACCUAAGGCUGGUCGAGCAAUAUCAUACUGUCAUUUUCCAUGGCCCGGAAGGAAGCUUGCAAGAUUACAUAGUACAUCAGCUUGCAGUCUGCAUGAAGCACAGACAGAUGGCUGCAGGAUUCUCUUGUGAGAUAGUGAGAGCUGAAGUGGAUGCUGACUUCUCUAAGGAGCAGCUAGUAGACCUGUUCAUCAGUAGCGCUUAUCUGAUCCCAGUGAAACAAUCUCCUGUUAAUAAGAAAAUCAUCAUCAUCUUAGAGAACUUGGAAAAAGCUUCACUGUCUGAAUUAUUGGGAGAUUUCUUGGCACCUCUGGAAAAUCGCAGCACUGAAAGCCCCUGUACUUUUUCAAAAGGAAACGGAAUGCCAGAAUGUUACUACUUUCAUGAGAACUGCUUUCUGAUGGGCACCAUUGCCAAGGCCUGCCUCCAGGGCUCCGACUUGCUGGUGCAGCAGCAUUUCCGCUGGGUGCAGCUGCGGUGGGAUGGCGAGCCCAUGCAGGGCCUGCUGCAGAGGUCCUUAAGAAGGAAAGUUGUGAAUAAGCUCCGAGGUCGGGUGCCCUCUCCCUGCGAUCCCAUGUGCAAGACGGUGGACUGGGCCCUGGCCGUCUGGCGCCAGCUCAACUCCUGCCUGGCCCGCCUGGGCACACCUGAAGCACUUCUGGGGCCAAAGUAUUUCCUGUCGUGUCCUGUCGUCCCAGGACAUGCCCAAGUGACAGUGAAGUGGAUGUCUAAGCUGUGGAAUGCUGUCAUUGCACCCAGAGUUCAAGAAGCAAUAUUGUCAACAGCCUCAGUGAAAAGACAGCCUGGCCUUGUGCAAACAACUGCCAAGAAGCACCUUAGCCAAGGACAGCGGACUGUGGUGAAAGCUGCUCUCAGCAUCUUGCUCAAUAAAGCCGUUCUGCGUGGCUGUCCCCUCCAGAGAGCAGAGCUCCACCAACAUGCAGUUGAUUUCAAAGGAGGAAGUUUCCCUUUGUUCCUAGUUUCAAGUUACAACAGUUGUAGCAAAAAGAAAGGAGAGAGUGGUGCCUGGAGAAAGGUGAGCACCGGUCCUCACAAGAAAUCUGGCCAUUUCUCUUCCCCCACCUGGAAGAAGCCAGUCCUGAGUGAGAAAGGUAUCAAAAAUACGGCUAGAUCACAGCUGAACUGUAACAGGAGUGCUUCUCUGUCAAAACAAAAGUCUUUAGAGAAUGACCUGUCAUUGAGGUUGAACUUGGAUCAAAGACUCUGUCUGGAUUCGGAUGAUGAAGCAGACCUUGUCAAGGAACUUCAGAGUAUGUGCUCCAGCAAAUCCGAGUCUGAUAUAAGCAAGAUUGCAGAUUCCAGGGAUGAUUUAAGGAGAUUUGAUAGUCCAGGAAACAACCCUACAUUUUCACCAACUGUUCAUAAUCUAAGAAUGCCAGUGUCACAAAAGGUCAGUCCUCUCAGCAGCCAUCAAACCACCGAAUGCAGCAACAGUAAAUCAGAGACUGAGUUGGGUGAUUUAAGAGUUAAAUCUUUCCUUCCUGUUCCUAGAAGUAAAGUUACACAGUGUUCCCAGAACACCAAAAGAAGCAGCAGCAGCAGUAAUACAAGGCAAAUAGAAAUAAACAACAACUCAAAAAACGAGAUUUGGAACUUAACACAAAAUGAACACGUAGAAAAAUCUAACAACUAGGCCUGCCUACAAUAUUCUCACUCUUAACUUCUGUAAAUUUCAAACAGAAACCAAGGACAACAAGAUGUAAAUACCUUCAAAUGAAUAAAAUAUUUUCACAUAAUAUGAAGUAUGAGUGCAGGACCACUAUUCAUUUUUUGUAAAGAAUGUAUUUAUAACCAAUAAUUUGUUGCUUUUUUUCAUUUCUGUAAGAUUGAACUUCAAUAUCAAGAAGUAAUGCUAACUUUUCAAGUAGUUUUAUAAUAGAAUUAUUGUAAUAGUUUUAAUCAACAUGUUCAGGGAGUAUUAAAACUGUGUGUACUGUAUACCUAUAUAUGUAUAUCUAAAUAUGUAUAUAUUUAAGAAAGUCAAGGAAUCAUAUUGCAUCCUAAAAGCUACAAAAUGUGUACAGUGUUGGCUUCGAUAAAGUACCAUUUUAAAUGGAGAUCAUAAUUUUAUGUUCACUUGAUGAGGAAUGACUCAGAAUGAGGCAAUAACUAAUCAUUUCUAAACAAUUACUUUCCAUUAAAAGCCAUAUUAAGUAUUUUGCCUGUUAAAUUCUAGUUUUAUGUUUUAAAUCUUUUAAUAGUUACAUUGCUGAUUGGUUUAUCAUGUAUAUUUAUGCUUAUGAGUUUGCAUUAUGACUGUAAAAUACAAAAUUAUAUAAUGCAAUAAAAUGUUAUUCUUUCUUAUAAAAGUUUUGUACCUAAGUGGAUAUGAAAAAGAUUACAUAAGUGCUUCAAUAAAUUAAUCCAAGAGUUAA